Molecule: messenger RNA, 2910 nt
Organism: Oncorhynchus gorbuscha (pink salmon)
Lineage: Eukaryota; Metazoa; Chordata; Actinopteri; Salmoniformes; Salmonidae
Product: serine/threonine-protein kinase Sgk1-like
Exons: 10
Coding region: 718-2022 (434 amino acids)
Biological process (GO): protein phosphorylation
Molecular function (GO): protein serine/threonine kinase activity; ATP binding
Source: RefSeq, a predicted model, not a curated record
CUAUAGGUUAUGUUCUCGUGGUGUAAAUAUAUUUUCAUUCAUAUAAAAGUGAGUUGUAAUUUGGCAGCACAUUUGGAUGGCAUUAGAAUAUAUCUGUUUGGUUUUAUAUUAACCCUAAAUACUUAGUUUACUCUCGGUCUACAAUGACCAUUGUAAUAUCUGAACCUGUCGCACAGCUGAUGCCGGUGCUCUGGAAAAUUCCUGCAACUCUUGUUUGCAAUUUGCACAAUAGUUCAUAGUUCUUUCAGCUGGCUAUGGACGUAGGACUCUUCCCUCCCCAUUAUUUUGUUACGCUGUACUCUGAUGCCUAUAUGCCGACCUUGGGGCGCGGCAGAUAUCGAGCGUCCGUUUGAACGCAAACGCCUUCGUAACUGAAACGCGGACUUGUUAACCAACGUCACCGUCUACCGCGCGAAACGCAUGUUUAAUGCCGCAUUCAUGUGCCAAUCGGAACUAGGAAACUCUGAAACGUCUGACUUGCAAACGGAUUGUAUUUAAACAGGUGACACGUUCAACGAAUCAGCAAAGUAUGACACUCGAACAACGCCCUCCCGGUGCGGCUCGACGUCAGGACACGUCCUUGUGGGGUCCCUCCUCUCUUUCCUGUGCUAUAGAAGUAGUUAAACACAAAGCCAUUUCAGUACAGUAGCGCUCUGAACUACCACAGAGCAGGAGUUUAACCCUGGGAGUUUAGCAGACAGAUUAUAGCCUGCACCCAUGACCAUAAUAAGAGAGAGAGACUGGUCUUUGUUGAUGACCUAUUCCAAAACAGGAGGACUAGGAGCUUUACUCACUGCUUUCAUGAAACAGAGAAGAAUGGGGCUGAAUGACUUCAUUCAGAGGCUGGCCACAAGUAACUCAUUCACCUGCAAACAUCCUGAGGUUCAGUCCAUCGUCAACUUGGCUCCCCAACAACAGGAGGCUGAGCUACUGAAUGCAAACCCCUCUCCUCCUCCCAGUCCCUCCCAGCAGAUGAACCUGGGCCCGUCUUCCAACCCCACAGCCAAGCCCAGUGACUUCCACUUCCUGAAGGUGAUAGGGAAGGGUAGCUUCGGGAAGGUCCUCCUAGCCAGGCACCGAACAGACGACCAGUUCUACGCUGUUAAGGUGCUGCAGAAGAAGGCCAUCCUGAAGAAGAAAGAGGAGAAGCACAUCAUGUCAGAGAGGAACGUCCUGUUGAAGAACAUUAAACACCCCUUCCUAGUGGGACUACACUACUCCUUCCAGACCGCUGAUAAACUCUACUUUGUGCUGGACUACAUUAACGGAGGAGAGUUGUUCUACCAUCUCCAGAGGGAGAGGCGUUUCUUAGAGCCCCGGGCCAGGUUCUAUACAGCAGAGAUCGCCAGUGCCCUGGGCUACCUCCACUCUCUAAACAUCGUGUACAGAGACCUGAAGCCUGAGAAUAUUCUACUGGACUCUCAAGGACACAUCAUACUCACGGACUUCGGGCUCUGCAAAGAGAACAUAGAACAGAACGGAACCACGUCGACGUUCUGUGGAACACCAGAGUACCUAGCUCCAGAGGUGUUACACAAGCAGCCGUAUGACAGGACGGUCGACUGGUGGUGUUUAGGAGCCGUGCUUUAUGAGAUGCUGUAUGGCCUGCCUCCGUUCUACAGUCGUAACACAGCAGAGAUGUACGACAACAUCCUGAACAAGCCCCUGCAGCUCAAACCCAACAUCUCUAACUCUGCCAAGCACAUACUGGAGGGACUUCUGCAGAAAGACCGCACACAACGACUGGGACACAGCCACGACUUCGAGGAGAUCAAGAACCACAUGUUCUUCUCCCCCAUCAACUGGGAUGACCUGACCUCUAAGAAGCUCACCCCCCCUUUCAAUCCAAACGUGACGGGCCCUAACGACCUUCGCCACUUUGACACGGAGUUCACAGACGAACCCGUCCCCUCAUCCAUUGGCUGUUCCCCUGACUCCUCCCUCAUCACUGCCAGCAUCAAGGAGGCAGCCGAGGCCUUCCUAGGGUUCAGCUACGCUCCUUCCAUGGACUCAUACCUGUAGGCCAGAACCCUAGAGGACAUCCUAUAGACUCAUGAUAGACCAGAACCCUAGAGGGCAUCCUAUAGACUCAUGAUAGACCAGAACCAUAGACUCAUGAUAGACCAGAACCAUAGACUCAUGAUAGACCAGAACCCUAGACUCCUAUAGACUCAUGAUAGACCAGAACCAUAGACUCCUAUAGACUCAUGAUAGACCAGAACCAUAGACUCCUAUAGACUCAUGAUAGACCAGAACCAUAGACUCUUAUAGACUCAUGAUAGACCAGAACCAUAGACUCCCAUUGACUGCUAUAGACACCUGGCUAUAAACCUCCAUUAAUUAUUACCUAUGGGACACAUCAUAGACAUUCCUAUGAAUUGACUAGCUAGGACGGACUCCCCGUGUCAGGGAGGUACACACCUGUAGUCCCCCCCCCGUCCCCCCGUCCCUCCGUCAGACUCACGACACACAACCUCUUCCCUCUCCAUGAUGGACUUGUAUCCCCCUCAGACCCCACCCAAAUCCUAACCCAGAGUGGAGGUUAUUUUACACAUGUCUCGCUGAAACGUCUCGACAGGUUCUGUUGUCUCUUCACCCCGGAUCACGUCGACUGAAACGGGACUUAGAGGAUGAUUCAUUUAUUCAUUUAAUGAUGAUUGGUUGAUUGAUUGAUUGUGGUGAGGAAGAAAGCGAAGCUGCUAGUAUCUACGGUUCUGUAUCUAAGUUCUGUUUUAAAGAACCUGGACCGAUACAAAGAGGACAUGGAUCGCAUCCCAAAUGGCACCCUAUUUGCCAUAUAUAGUGCACUACUUUUGCCCAGGGCUCUGUCACUUUGGGAUACAGAUGUGAUGGACAGAAUGCUUUGUGGUGUUGAGAUCCGUCCGGUCCCCUAGACCCUACUCCCUACCC